Venustampulla echinocandica is the source of this 2574-nucleotide messenger RNA. RefSeq lists its product as uncharacterized. Gene Ontology annotation, biological process: ribosome-associated ubiquitin-dependent protein catabolic process; rescue of stalled cytosolic ribosome. The record is from RefSeq and is a predicted model, not a curated record. Lineage: Eukaryota; Fungi; Ascomycota; Leotiomycetes; Helotiales; Pleuroascaceae. The transcript is spliced from 4 exons. Gene Ontology annotation, molecular function: metal ion binding. Gene Ontology annotation, cellular component: RQC complex. Bases 1 to 2574 code for a protein of 857 amino acids.
AUGUCGAGUAGGCAACUGCGGAAGCUGCAACAGCAACGCGAGCUCGAACAAGCCAAACUGCAGCCGCAAGCAGAAGCAGAGGCUGAAGAAUCCGAAGAGGAGGCAGUCAGACCAACGAGAUCCAAGCCCAGUCUAUUUGCGAAUCUAGCGGCCCUACAAGAUGAGGACGAGGACGAAGAGGACGAGGAGGCAGUUGCGAAGGACGAGGUUGACGGUGAACAAAAUUUGAAUUCGCCGGAAUCUAAGCCUGCCUCGUUAUCGAAAAAGGCUAAGAAGUCCAAAAAGAAGAAGAAGAAGGCAAAGAGUAAACCUAGCGAGCAGCCUGUCGAACCCGACGAUGGCGCGGACGAUAUUGAUGCUGCAUUACGAGAGCUAGAUCUCAAGAAGCCUUCUGGAACUGCGGAAUCGGCGGCAGUUAAAGCGGACCCUGAAUACGAAAGGAUAUGCGCUCUGCUCGGGGUUAGCACGCAGCAUCUCAAAGUUGCGAAUGAGAUGAGGAAUUUGUUUGGGCGAACGGCUGCGGAUAAUCAUGAUGAUGCUGGUGGACCAGUUGGCAGAGGUGGUCGAAGGAGGCAACGUGGUCAGGAUCGCAGAGUGGAUUUGGAGACGGCAUUAAAAGGUCACCAUGCCCCUGGAAAGGGAUUACCAGAACUCACUUUACGGCGUAAUGCUCUAAUCCAAGGGAAGGACGAUUGGCCAAAGGGAACUACUGGUGGGUUGACCAUGGUAAUGGUCGAUGAUCAGCGGGAGAAAGACGGUACUGUCGAAUUCCGAUAUGAUCACAACCAAUCAUAUCAAGCACUUCAGCAGGCAUUUAAUGGGUAUGUCCAAAUGGGAGAUCCUGAGAACUUAAUAGGGCUCCUGGUACGAAACCCCUACCACAUAUCACUACUUAUACAAGUGAGCAAAGUCGCCAAAGAUCAGUCGGAUCACUCUCUAUCUUCAGAUUUACUCGAACGUGCCCUAUUUACUUUCGGCCGAGCAGCGACAUCACUCUUCAACACCCAGUUAUCUGCAGGCAAAGCCCGCCUAGACUUCCUCAGACCGGAGAAUAGAGAGCUAUGGCUUGCUGGGUAUCAGUACCUGAAAAGCCUAGUGAUGAAGGGUACCUAUAGGACGGCGUUGGAGUGGGCAAAGCUUCUACUUAGUCUAGACCCGGAAGAGGACCCUUACUGCAUGCGGCUUAUGAUACACCAUCUUGCACUUCGAGCUCAUGAGUUCAACUGGCUCUUGGACCUUUUUGAGAGUGCCUUACCAAAAAUAUGGAACCUUUCAGAUGACGACCAUGGCACUGCCAUGUCCCACUUCACUCCGUCUCUGGCUUUUGCUGCACUUCAGCUUAGAGAAGCGGCCCAAUGCAGGCAACUACUCGCGGAGUCAAUGCAAAAAGUCCCCUGGCUCUUCUGCCGACUUUUCAAAGACCUGGAUCUUGCUGCCCCACCCUCAAUCUGGGGUGUAGAGCCUCGGACGGAUGCGGAAUGUCUCUUGACCGAGAUAUACGUGCUGCAAACGAAAGAUUUAUGGAAUACGCCAGAGGCUACUUCUCUUUUAAUGGAAGUGGCACACACCAUUUCAAAACCCGAUGUCGACUCCAUCCCGGCAGUCAGAAAUUCCGAGAUGACUCUAGAUGUCGUUAGGUUCGUUUACUUAGACAACACUCCCGCAUUGAUGUCUUUAGCACCAUCGGAUCUUCUUCAUCGGGAGAACAACUCGGAUGCUGAUCCUCUUCCGCCUGAUCACAACAUCUUCACCUACGAAAGCCAACGAAGGGUUUUGGAACGCCAUGAUGAUGUGCAGGGCUUAGGUGGAGAUAUGUUCGAUCCCAUUGCAGCAUUGGCCCGUCUGUUACCUGGUCUACGGCCGCGUGAUGGUGAGCAGGGAGAAGACGAUGAUAGUGAAGACGACAAUGAGAUGUUGAGGAGAGAGUUCGAGGAGGCGGUGACGGCAAAUGAAGAAGAAACUGGCCAUGAUCGUGGUGCUCCUAUACCUGUAUCUCUCGCACGGAGACUGUUGGAUAUGAUAUGGCCCGCGCCUCAGCAUACCGAUUCCGAUGAUGAUGGGCAUGGGACCGAUGAUGAUGAUGACGAUGAUGACGACGAUGAUAUACCAGACCUGGGCCUACGUCUUCACUCACCUCCCCUUCAAAUUCCGACCAGACCGCCUCCUCCCACCUACAAUCACAAGCAACCACAUCAUCCCUGCGCCUUAGCCAAACAUCAUCCCUCUUCUCGCGACUUCAUCCCACCUCGUCGCACCAACACAACUUCACCCAAAAACAAAGCAAUCCCCGGGAAGAAACAAGUCAAAAUGGCGGAGGUCGCAGAACACAAGUACAAGUUCGAUAUUGCCAUGUCCUGCGGCGGAUGCUCGGGCGCUGUAAAUCGCGUGCUUGGCAAACUUGAAGGCGUCAAAUCCUACGACGUUUCCCUCGAUACCCAGAGUGCAACCAUCGUUACGGAGCCAUCGCUGAGCUACGAGAAGGUGCUGCAAACGAUACAGAAGACCGGGAAGAAGGUUACAGGUGGCGAAGCUGAUGGGGAGAAGAAGGGUGUUGAGCUGGUGAAGGAUGAGUGA